UAAAUUGAAUAGAAAUAUAAUAUAAUUAGUGGAAAUUUAGACUAACAAUGUCGUAACGUAAGUGGGAAUAAAUUUCACAAUCUUAAGUCUAAAUUAGUCACUUAAUUACUUGACAACAUAUAUAACGUAAGAUGAAAACAACUAAAAAAACAAAAAUAAUGAAGGAUUUAAAUAUAAUUCGAAGAAAAAAUUCGACUACGAAGCAAACAAACCAUAAUUAUUUGGAUACGAGAAGCAGCUUGGAACUCUAUGGAAAGUUGUAAGAAAAUUCAAGGACUAAAAUUAUGAAACAAAGGACGAGAAAGAUAGAAUGAUCAUAUAACAUCACAUGAUCAUGGGUGUAGCUAGAACAAUGGGAAGCAGAUAUUGCUACCUUGAAUAGAACCAGAAGUGUUGCUAUUGGACUGUGGUUGAACAUGCAAAUGUAAGUUGGAUUUGUAAAUUCCUUUUGGGUUUGAGGCCAAUGGCAAAAGCUCUAAUGAGCUGCAAUCUUGGUGAUGGUCAAAAGGCAAGUUUCUGGUUUGAUAAUUGGUCUCCUCUUGGAGUUCUAUGGGAUAUUUUUGGUAAUACUGGUCCGUGUCGCCUGGGUAUUCCUCUUCAAUCUACUGUUGCAGAUGUUUGUGGGGAUUUCGGCUGGAUUCUUCCCUCUGCAAGAUCAAGGAACGUAAAUGUUAUUGAUCUCCGGAAUCAGUUACUUGCGACUACUCCUCCCAGCCCCUCUAGGGGUCCUGAUUGUUACUCUUGGGGUUUAGCAAACCAGAAGAAAUCACAUAUCUCUACUAAGUACACCUGGAACUUCUUUCGGCCCGCUCAAGACAGGAAAUAUUGGUAUCCAGCAGUGUGGUUUAAAAACUCUGUUCCUAAGCAGGCUUUCACCUUCUGGAUUGCAACACUGGAUAGACUUCCAGUCAGGUCAAGACUUGCUAGUUGGGGACUAAACACUAGUCCUCUAUGCUGCCUUUGCAAUAUGCAUGACGAGUCAAGAGACCAUUUACUCCUCCAUUGCACUAUCUCGGAACAAGUUUGGUUUCUGGUUCUCCAUAGACUUGGUCUGCCGCCUUGUUCCUUUGUUGAUUGAUCUACUGUCAUCUCAUGGCCGAAAUUGCUAAGUGUGCUAGUUCUAUACGUUUGUAUGAUGAGAGAGUGUAGCGAGUUCGUUUGUGCAUAAAGUAAAUGAGACACAAGAGAUUUGUUAACGGGGUUCGGUUAACCUACAUCCCCGGGACCAAGUCCAGAAACCAUUCACUAGAAAAGGCCGCAACCUACAAUUGCUAUAUGGUAUCCACCACUCUUUUCUAGAAUUACAAUGAAAGAAAACUACUACUCCUAUUGUCUUUUCCGACGAGUAUAGCUUCUCAACAAAACCAUCAAAAGAUCUCUCUAUCUUGUUGAUGGGGCGACGUCACACACACAUGUGUGCCUCUCUCGAUAAACCCUAGACGCGCGAGUCUUCAUGUUGCCGUCUCUUGGUAUUUAUAUCAAGUGCCAAAAACCCUAGACAACUUAAGCCACGCUUCAAGUCUCUACAAGAGAUUGGGCUUAACUUGAACAAUGGCCCACGACCAACGUGGCCGUAACAUAACAUUAUGAAAGACUAAAUCUCGUUAUGAUCUUUCGUUCCAACAGCUUCACACCUGUUCCAACAGCUUCAC
Messenger RNA from Arabidopsis lyrata subsp. lyrata, 1652 nucleotides. RefSeq lists its product as uncharacterized. The record is from RefSeq and is a predicted model, not a curated record. Lineage: Eukaryota; Viridiplantae; Streptophyta; Magnoliopsida; Brassicales; Brassicaceae. The transcript has a single exon. Bases 464 to 1078 code for a protein of 204 amino acids.